AUGUCAACCGCUUCUCAGACAGAUACCCGCCGUAGGAAAGGGUCCAAGCAUGACAAAACUGGCUGUCUGACAUGCCGAUAUCGGCGCAAGAAGUGCGUCGAAAACACAUUCCCAGUCUGUGGAGCUUGUGCUCGCUUGAAUCUGAAGUGCAUACGGAGUACAACUCGCGACGUGGUGCCAUCAAGUUGGGUUGAUCGAAAACAAGAGUCACACCAAACAUCUCGAAUAGCGGCCUCAAACCACUCACAACAAUGGUCGCGAUGUUUUCCUCUUUGUGCACCAGCGCCGGUUCCAGAUCAAUACAAGCCGCCUCAAAAGCGGCACAUCAUGAGGUAUUACAUCGAUACUCUUAGUCAUCACUUGACUGUGAAUGAGCAAUUCAACUCCUUCAUCUCAGCAUUCCUGCCCAUGGCAAUGGAAUCUUCCGUGCUUUACGAUGCAUUGGUUGCUUUUGCUUCAGGUCAUCUAUCACUCAACGACCAGUCUUACAAGGUCUCGGCGCUUGAAGCCCAUUCAAAGGCCAUGAACAACAUGGCAGCAGCUCUAAAUAACCCUCAAAACGAAAUCACAUGGUAUGAGACUAAAGCAGCGACAUGUCUGGCGUUUGUAAUCGGGGAGGUCUGUGUGGGCAGCUGCGACAGAUGGUACACUCACCUUAACGGGGCAAAACUCAUCAUCGAAUCUGCUACUGCAAACGCCAGUUCGGGAGUCGUGUUGCGCGGGCCUGACGCGUUCAAGAACAGCUCCGAAGGCCAAUGGAUCCUUCGGAAUUUCGCAUACCAUGAUAUUGUUGGCAGCGUGACCCUACGGAGACGACCGCUGCUUGACUGCAGUUAUCUGGAUGGCAUCACGGAUGUCGUGGACACCUAUUUAGGUGUUGCAACAGGACUCCUACGCUAUGUCUCUAAACUCUGCUGUCUCGACGAGGAAACGAAACUAGAGUCGGGCUUGUCAGCGGAGGAAUCCGCCAAGAGAACGGCUCAAUUUCAUAGCACUUGUGCCAGCGUUGAAGAUGAGCUCCACCGCUGGCAAUGCCGCCAGGACGCUACGCCCGACCUGGUGGCCUUGGCACACGCUCUCAGAAGUGCUGUUCUGAUAUUUCUGUACCGCCUUGUGCGUUCUCGGAUCGAAGAUGAAGAAUCUUCGGAUCAGAACAUGGUGCUGUCCUCAUCAGGGGCAUGGGAGCUUUUGCCGACAAAGGUCCGUACACAGGUGUCCAACAUAGUGAGGCAUGUCUGUGAUAUCCCCGUCGGCACCCACGCCGAAUCUGCCAUUUUGUUUCCGCUCUUUCUUGCUGGUGGAGAAGCAACAGAGGAGGAGCACAUGGAAGCCAUCCGCAUGCGAUUAAAGAUGACAUUGCAGAAGCGGCGCUUCCAAAACAUUGCACUAUCCCUAGAUACGCUUGAGGAUUUGUGGCAAAAGCGGAGGUCUGAUGACGGGGCUCGGGUUGACUGGACACAGAUUCUGGAUGAGUAUGGAGAGCCACUAUUAUUGACAUAG
Colletotrichum truncatum is the source of this 1500-nucleotide messenger RNA. RefSeq names its product C6 transcription factor. The record is from RefSeq and is a predicted model, not a curated record. Gene Ontology annotation, cellular component: nucleus. Gene Ontology annotation, biological process: positive regulation of transcription by RNA polymerase II. NCBI's taxonomy places the organism in Eukaryota, Fungi, Ascomycota, Sordariomycetes, Glomerellales, Glomerellaceae. Gene Ontology annotation, molecular function: DNA-binding transcription factor activity; transcription cis-regulatory region binding.